AUGCAUGUUCCAAGCACAUGUGAUUGUUUUGAUAGUUGGUCAUGUUUCGAGUUGAAGGAUCUGGGAUCUGUGGGUCACCAUCUUGGUCCGGGCCUGGCAUCGACUCUGAGCUGCGGCCGUGCUCAGGCUGCUCCUGAGAAUUACCUGGCAGAUGCGCAGGACAGCCAGGCCAUUGUCAUGGAUUCGCGCGAAGGGCCGGCCUUUGUAGACUAUCCGGAGGAUAUCGAGUUUGGCCUCCAUCCAGGAGAGAUGAAUGACAAGGCAAAGGCUCACAAAGCCAAGCUCCGAGAGAAGGAUGUGUUGAUCCCAGGUUUGAUGGAUGAGGUCCACAAGUUUGAUUGCAUUGCGGCGUGUAUCCACAGGUCGGAACCGGAAGUUGCUUUCUCAGCUUUUAAGAAGUGUUACCCCGUCCGGCACAAAGUUCUUUGCGAGCCCCGCAAAGGACCCAAGAAGGACUACAUCAUCAACAAGAAUUUAGAUGACUUAGACUUGGAUGAGGAGGCCGAUGACGAUGACGAUGACGACGCCGACUGCGACGAUGAUGAUGACGAUGACGGUGCACGCAACGUGGUACGAUACUUGGUUCGACACAGUGACGCAAGUGGAGUUCGACACAGUGACGCAAGUGGAAGCGUCAAGCAGCUCAAGGCUGACAAACGCGCCGGGUAUGCGCGAGCAGGCCUCUGGACGUUCGAAGGAAGGAGCGGCUGUGGUGAUCAGCGAGUCCGGGCCUUGCAGGGAGGAACGAACGCGAUUAGUCAACGAGGCCCGGUAGUCACAGUGGUCAUGCUCGUUACGGCUCGUUGCCCUGCGUUCACCUUUGGUCAAUGCGGUUGCCAUCUCUUGCUAUCGAUUGCCGAAUGCUCGCAGGCUCCUGAGAAGAAGAGGAAGCGGAAGAUGCGGACGAGCAGUGCAGCCUCCGAAAGUGGCCUCAGCGGUCAGACUGGAUACACCGGCGUCACGGGUACCACAGCUGGGAGCCCAGAGUUUGCUGUUCAUCUUUUGUUUGCAACACCCAGUUCACAGUGCACGGCCGUCACUUGCAAGGAGUACAGCGUUUUGGAAGUCAUUUUAGCUAAGGCAACAGCCUUGCACACGGUUGGAGGCAGUAUUGCUGGUCGAAGUCAUCGGCCCAAGUCUUUGGAAUCCGACGAGAGCCUGAUAGUACACCACAGCAAGGGUGACGAGCCGUUGUCGGUCAAGGAGCGUGUCCAGGCUUUCUUGCAGAACCGGUUGCCGGAGCUUGCUGUGCAUGUGGAUGCGCACGUGGCGCACCUCACUGAUGCCUUGAAGAAGGAGGUCGACGAGGAUGUUGCAGAACAGUUCCUCAGGACUGCCUCCAAUCGUCGAGUCUUCGAUGCUCAGGUUAACUUCAUGCGCUGGAAGAAUGUACGGCAUCAGGCCUUGCAAAAACGUUUGGACAGCAACAUGCACAAGUGGAUCCUCGAGGGCAUCGAAUGCUGGGAUCAGAAGCGGGCAGACAAGCAAAAAGAGAGCAGCGUGGAUACUGACCUGGUCUACGAGUACUUGACGAAGCGAGCUGUUCACGAUGGUGGCAAGCUGCCAUCCCAAAUUCCAGCAGCGUGGCUGGCAUUUUACGAGCAAGAAUCGGCCGCAUCCCGAAGCCUGAAGGUAUGUUAUUUUGGUACGACUUUUUGA
Molecule: messenger RNA, 1659 nt
Organism: Symbiodinium natans
Lineage: Eukaryota; Dinophyceae; Suessiales; Symbiodiniaceae
Source: the annotation of a GenBank genome assembly